Messenger RNA from Helobdella robusta, 3884 nucleotides. RefSeq lists its product as hypothetical. Lineage: Eukaryota; Metazoa; Annelida; Clitellata; Rhynchobdellida; Glossiphoniidae. Gene Ontology annotation, biological process: transcription by RNA polymerase III. The coding region runs from base 1 to 3342 and encodes 1113 amino acids. The transcript has 18 exons. Gene Ontology annotation, cellular component: transcription factor TFIIIC complex. The record is from RefSeq and is a predicted model, not a curated record. Gene Ontology annotation, molecular function: protein binding.
AUGAAUAAAAAACCGUCGACUAAUCGCAGCAAAGCUCCAUGUAACAACCGCAACGACGACGACGAUGAUGAUGGCGACACAUGUGUUAGUAGAAAAAAUUAUAAUAAACCACCGUCGACAAAUCAAAAUUCAAUAAAUAAUAUUAUUCACGGGGAAAUUGCUUCAUCUAUCGUUGAAUCUCCAAAAAAACGAAAUCCGAAACCUGAAAUUGAAGAUCCACCAUUAACAGUAGACGGAGUUGAAGAAGAUGAUGAGAAAAAAUUUUUAAAAAAUUCUUCGGUGCCAGGCAGCAGAAUUUCUAAUAUCGUCCGAAGAAUUCGAAAUCAAAAGCCAAUCAACUAUAGCCAGUUGGUGAAUGGCGUUGAUGACGUUUGUGAUGAUAGUGCAGAAAGUGUUGCUGUAGUUGUAGCCAAAGAAACUACGACAACCAAAAGAUCAAGAAAAAGAAAUUUGAAAAGUGGCAAACCUCUGAAAUACAUUGAAGAAGAGGAUCAUGGUGGUGAUGACGGAGCCUGCUCGGUCAACAACAGCAUCGACUUCAACUACAUAGAUAACUACAUCAACAACAACAAUGAUGACGUCGACAACAAUGACUCUUACUACAAUAAUAACAACCUCACCAACAUUAUUUCAAUUGAUGCCACGAGCAACAACAACAACAGCAACAAUAAUGAAACAAUUUCAACCAAAAAAACUAGAAGAAAGUCAAGUCAGAAAGUUAAUGUCACUGAUGACAUAACUACUGCUGUUGCUAAUUCUGUUUUUGCUAAGAAAACUAAAAAAGUCUACAAGAAGAAAGUCUUUUAUGAUGUCAUUGACAUGGAAACUUUCAAAAGUAAUAAGGUGAAGCAAGAAGAGGAGGAAAAUGACCGAUCCUUGAUGAAUAUCUCAGAGAGUGGACGACACAGAAGGAAGGCUGCCGUCAGGGCAAGAAUUAAUGUUGUCGAUUUAGCUGGCGGCAGUUAUGACGACGAUGUCGAUAAUGAUGAUAAUGAUAUAUCUUCAAAGAGAAAGAAAUCAAGACUGAAUGACAGCUACUCGGCAGUUGCUACUGAGACUAUUGAUGAUGAUAAGGAAGAUGAUGAGGUCAAUUUCUGCAAUGAUGAUGACGACGACGACGAUGAUUACGUUGGAGGGGUCAACAACAACAACAAUGAUGAUGAUGAGGGGGUUGGUGGUGAUGAUGAGGGGGAAGACGAAGAGGACGAGUAUAAGGAAAAUGGUGAUGAAGACGACGACGACGAUGAAGAUGGUGGAAGGAAGUGGAAAAAGAAUAAAAACGUCAACAAAUUAGGGAAGGACAGAUUCUAUUGGGAGAAAUCCACCAUUGAUUACGUGCAAGAGCAUUUCAGUAGACUCUCAACGCUGAGCGUUAAGCCUGAUUGGAUGCCUAUGAUUACAUCUUAUAGGAAGAUUCCUAACGGCCAAAACAGAGACUACCUACCGAUGGAUCAGAAGGUCCGAUUCACCAUCCUCACGGAGCAGCCGUUCCCAUCGUCAUCAUCGUCGUCACCAUCAUCGUCAUCGUCGUUCAAGAGAUUAAGUCUAUUCAAAUGUUACGCUAAUAAGAACUCCUUCACAAUUAACGUUGGUGGCCCCAUAUGGGCCAUGGAUUGGUGUCCAAAUAGGAACAACAGCAACAACAACAACAAUAAUAAUAAUAAUAACAAUAGAAACAACAACAAUAAUAAUAAAAAGUCUAGUCACAAGCACCACCACCACAAUGGCAAUCACAGCCACCAUCAAGGUGACGAUGACGAUGAAGGUGAUGAUGAUGAUGAUGAGGAGGAGGAGGAGGAGGAAGAAGACGACGAAUACAUCGCCAUAUAUACCCACCAGUAUCCCAAUGAAACUUACACCUCAUCAUUAUCAAACCCGACGGCUUCAUCGGCCUCAUUUUUGUCAUCGUCCUUACAGCAGCCAUCAUCGUCGUCGUCGUCUUCGAAGCCAUGUUUGAUCCAGCUCUGGCAGCUGAAUUUGAAUAAGAGGAGCAUUCCAAGGCACAGGAAACCAGCCGACGAAGUCGACAGUACUGAUAAUGAUAUCAACGACGACGACGAUGAUGAUGAUAAAGAUGAUAGUGCUGAUAAUGAUCGGCAAAACGAUGCUGAUGGUGAUGAUGAUAGAUGUGAUGAUUUUAAUAUCAUUGAAUUGACGCCAGUAGCAGAGUUGAGGCAGACUGGACUGAAUGUUGCUUCGUGUUGCUGUCUCGAUUGGAAUUUGAAUGGAUCCUUUCCCAUACUGGCUGGCGGAUUUGCUGACGGUACAACGAGCCUAUGGAACUUGAACACUAAAUCAAAACUCCUGACAAACAAACACAGCAGUAAUAAUGAUAAUGACAAUAAUAACAAUAAUGAGGACGACGAUGACGAUUCGCCAGUCAUCAUAUUGCCAUUUAAAACGUUCAAAGCUCACACAUCUGUGGUUACCGCGUUAACGUUCAGCCCACCGUUGCCAUCUUCAUCGUCGUCGUCUUCGUCAUCUUCAUCGUCGUCUUCAUCAUCGUCAGUGGAGUUGAUAGUAACGUUCGGCCAGGAUCGGGUGAUGAAGAUAUGGCCUGUCUGGGGGCCCAGCCUACCUCUGAUGACCUUCAAGACGAACAAGGUCACGAAAUCAAUAUGGCCGCCAGUGGACAGAAUCAGGUUUUAUGCCGGCACUGAUGAGGCUUGCGCGUUCAACAGGAGCAGUGCUUCUUGUUACAUAUUCAACGACGGCAAGGACAUCUCGUACUCUGAUUGGACGGAUAUAAUUAGCAGUUGUGAUAAUGCCGGGUGCGUUCAACUCUGCCAGGCUACCUGCCACAAGAUGAAGAGUCUGUUUGGCUGUAGAAAGGUACUCUGUAUGAUGGAGUUGGCCGAUUGUGAAUAUGACGUCAACGUCAGUGUAAACAACAACAACGACAACAGUAACAACAACAGUACCACCAAAAAAAACAACAAAAAGAAAAAUCGAACGAGCCUGGAGAAUCCAAGCAAGCAGCAACAACAGCAACCGCCACAAUCGCAACCACAAUCGCAACAGCCAAUCAAAAACUGCCAGUGUAUAAAUAGAUUUCUCGGGGAAAACCGACCUCAGCUUGCCGGGGAAUUCCCGAUCACGUGCUGCUGUGGCUUGAGAUUCGUUAUCAAAGAUUAUAGCAAGAAGUGGCAGUGGAAGCAGUACGUGAAGGUACCGAAGGAUCUCCCGUUCGAUGACGUCAUUAAGAAUCCAUAUUGUGCGUUCCAUAAGAUAUGCUUCAACCCAAACAAAUCGUCCCAUCCAUCUAUCGCGUUUGGGGGAAUGAAUGGAUUGCUGAGGAUAAGAAAGCUGAAUGAUAUCCUAUUUGACAAUGGGAUAUUUUAAUCGGAUAAAUAAAUAAAUAGAUAUAUUUGGAUACAUUUGAUUGUUAAGAUACGUAGAUGUUGAUUGUUAAGAUACAUAGAUGUUUGGAUAUCUAUAUUUUAUUUGAAAUGUUUCAAUCGAUAGAUACAUUUUGAUUGAUUGAUUGAUUGAUUGAUUGAUUGAUUGAUUGAUUGAUUGAUUGAUUGAUUGAUUGAUUGAUUGAUUGAUUGAUUGAUUGAUUGAUUGAUUGAUUGAUUGAUUGAUUGAUUGAUUGAUUGAUACGUUUGGAUAGAUACAUUUGGAUGAAUAUAUUUAGAUAGAUAUUUUGUUAGAUACAUUUGGAUAGAUGUGUUUUCUAUGGAUAUAUUUGUAUAGAUAUGUUUUGGACAGAUAUAUUUGAUUAUUAACGAAGUUUAUGUAUAUUUUGUUUAAAUAUUUCUAUAUAUUGUAUGAAUUUUACUAAAUAUGUGUGUGUGUGUGUGUAUACAUAUAUAUAUAUGUGUAUAUAUAUGGCUUGAAUUCUACCGAAUUUUUAGCAUUAAUCAAUUUAAAGUUUAUCUUUU